This is a messenger RNA of Funneliformis geosporum, 378 nucleotides long. Lineage: Eukaryota; Fungi; Glomeromycota; Glomeromycetes; Glomerales; Glomeraceae. The record is from the annotation of a GenBank genome assembly.
AUGAAAUCUACCAUAAUCAUUGCAAUCAUCUUUGGACUAGUGACAUCAAUGACGCUAACGUUUAUAGAAGCAAAUCAUACUGUAUGGAUACAAAACAAGGCUCGGAUUGGUGUUUUUACUCAUGCUGCAGCCACCGAAGAAAAUCAACAAGGCCACUUCAAUUGGAAUGAUGGCGGAUUCGCCAAUGAAGGUGAAUGGACUCACACUGGUUAUUCUUUGAAUAUCCCUGAUGAAAUAAACACAUAUUGGCUCGCUUUCCAAAUUGGUCUCUCUCUUGAAGACGAUAAGUGGCGCGGUCCAUUUAAUAAUGAUAGGGAUCAAUGUUGGCACUUUCAUGGUACUUUAGAAAAUUGGGAAAUAUUUGAAUGUUCUCCUUAA